UCAAUUCCGUUGGGAUUGCUUUUUCACUUUUUGCAUUUUGCUUUUUCUUUUCCUCCAAGGCAAUAUGCCACAACACCACUACCAAAAUGUUAGCAGACCAAGAGCUUAUAAAUAGCAAACAAUGUAUUCAAAUGAAAGCAAGCAAUAUAAUCAAAAGUUCCUUUCCUUAAUCUUCCCUUUUCUAGAGACACCUAGGUCUCGAAAGUUAGGAUCCUUAUGAGCAGAAUUUCUGCUCAUAAUAAUUUGGUGCUUUCAUUGAACCCUCCAACCAUGGUUGAAGCACCUCCGCCCAAAACCAGAAUGGAACGCAUCGAAGCAACCAUAGCCAAGCUAGCCUCCAACCAACUCCAUGUCACCAACACACUAGAUGAACUCAUUCACCGCAUUACGAUGUUAGAAGCCCGUCAACACCAGUCACCCAUACCUCCAUCUUCUUCCUCUGCGAAGACAGUCCUAAAACACACUCCAAUAACGCCUCUAUCGCUGACCCCGCCACUGCCUCCGCCGCUCAAGCCGCCUCAGUCACCCCCACUCACCGCACCCACGCCCUUGCCAACUCCGCCACCACAACCCGCACUCAUGCUGAAACACACCACACCCUUACCAACUCCGUUUCCCAUGCCUGUUCCUCACCUUGCCGCCGACAACAAGCACCAACUCGCCCACAUGUCAUCCUCCAUCUUCACCCAGCUCAGCCACCUCCGUGCCGUGACUUCCCUCCACAACCUCUUUGGUUUCAUGGUUCAUUAUGGUCGUGAAGCGGCUCCGCAUGACAAGAUUUUGGAACAUAAAGUCAUGGCACUAUUUGAGACGGGAAUUGUGCCCUAUGGGUCGGCCAUGGUUGCACGCAAGUGUCAACCAGCUACUUUUACCUUAAGGAAGGCGGCUGACCCAAAGGAACCUUGCCGGUACAGACCUUGGGAUCCUGGACGACCUCGACGGACUCGUAACACCUUGAGGACAAGGUGUUUUCGGAUGGGCGUAGGAAUGUUAUGAAUCAACCCAAGGUGGAGUAAUUCAGCACAGAGCAAUCCAACACUGAAGAAGAAAUAGCAACAGACAAGGUGGAGACAACCUGUUAUGAUUAGGAACAAGGAACAACAACAAAAUGCAGUAGGUAGUGGAGUGAGCAAGGGCUGUCCUUCUGUGGCUGUGCAGUACAAUUCUGUUGGGAUUGCUUUUUCACUUUUUGCAUUUUGCUUUUGCUUUUCUUCCAAGGCAAUAUGCCACAGCACCACUACCAAAGUGUUAGCAGACCAAGAGCUUAUAAAUAGCAAACAAUGUAUUCAAAUGAAAGCAAGCAAUAUAAUCAAAAGUUUAUUUCCUUAA
Molecule: messenger RNA, 1329 nt
Organism: Glycine soja
Lineage: Eukaryota; Viridiplantae; Streptophyta; Magnoliopsida; Fabales; Fabaceae
Product: proline-rich receptor-like protein kinase PERK10
Exons: 1
Coding region: 217-996 (259 amino acids)
Source: RefSeq, a predicted model, not a curated record